Pseudopipra pipra is the source of this 2787-nucleotide messenger RNA. RefSeq names its product ciliary neurotrophic factor receptor (gene CNTFR). NCBI's taxonomy places the organism in Eukaryota, Metazoa, Chordata, Aves, Passeriformes, Pipridae. Gene Ontology annotation, molecular function: ciliary neurotrophic factor receptor activity; cytokine binding. Gene Ontology annotation, biological process: ciliary neurotrophic factor-mediated signaling pathway. The coding region runs from base 488 to 1576 and encodes 362 amino acids. The record is from RefSeq and is a predicted model, not a curated record. The transcript has 12 exons. Gene Ontology annotation, cellular component: membrane; ciliary neurotrophic factor receptor complex; external side of plasma membrane.
CUUCUGCGGUCACAUGGGUUAUGUGCUGGAGUUUAAAAGAGCUUAUAGCCCCCGAGCCGGUGCAGAAGCAGCCGGUGGUUGCAUGGGGUAGUGCCGAGAGCGGCGGCAAGGAGGGCGCCGAAGCCAUCUCAGCACCUUUCCCCCUGUGAAGACCAGGGAGUGCAAAAGCAUCCUUCUGCGGGGACCUUCCCACCGCUCCCGGCAGCUUUAGCCUUCGCUCUCCACUGCUUUCCUGCAAGCGUGAAGCCUCCAUCCUCUCCGGUUAUCGUGGCGGCCCUGCUGCUUUCCUGAGUAAAAUCCCAGAUCUGAGCAGCGAGGGUUGGUCAAGCAGUCAGAAGAAUCCUCUGGACGUUUAUGAGAAUUUGGGGACGCUCCAAGGACUCUGGACUGGUGGAGAGCAUCUCAUUGUUGGCCCUGCAUUUGCUGGAAGGGGAUUUCGCUCACAGUUUUGCUGUCCCAGGUUGGAUUGGCUCUUCCCUGUGUUAAGAUGGCUAAUCCUGUCCCGUCAGCCUGCUGCAUGGUGCUCGCCGCGGUGGUGGUGGUGUACGCCCAGAGGCACAGCCAGCCAGACAGCCACACCCAAUUCGAGCGGGUAGGUGCAGAUGUGACCAUGAAGUGUGGCUCCAUGGACUGGGAUGCCGCUGUGACCUGGACAGUAAACGGCACCGACAUCGACGAGUCCCACCUGAACGGGUCCUACCUGAUCCUGAAGAACGUUGACCUGUCGCAGAGCGGCCAGUACUCCUGCUACGAGGGCUCCGCCUGGCACCUCAAAUACCAGACCACCCUGAAAGUGGGAACCCCGCCUAGGGAGCCAGUGCUGAUGUGCCGAUCCAACAACUACCCGAAGGGUUUCUACUGCAGCUGGCACCUGCCUACGCCCACCUACAUCCCCAACACAUUCAACAUCUCCGUCAUACACGGCACAAAAGAGAUGGUCUGUGAGAAGGAUGCAGUUCCCAAAAACAGGUGUCACAUCAGAUACCUCCAGCUGUUCUCAACGGUGAAGUACAAGGUGACUCUGACAGUCACGAAUGCUCUGGGCAAAAACUACACCACUGUCACCUUUGACGAGUUCGCCAUAGUAAAGCCAGACCCUCCGGAGAGUGUGGUGGCCAAACCCGUGCCCAAUAACCCUCGGAGACUGGAGGUGUCAUGGCAAAACCCCUCAUCCUGGCCUGACCCUGAGUCUUUCCCGCUCAAGUUCUUCCUGCGAUAUCGGCCUCUCAUCCUGGACCAGUGGCAACACGUUGAGCUGUCGGAUGGGACGUCACACACCAUCACGGAUGCCUACGCUGGCAAGGAAUACAUCAUCCAGGUGGCAGCCAAAGACAAUGACAUUGGCACGUGGAGUGACUGGAGCGUGGCUGUUCAUGCCACCCCCUGGACAGAGGAGCCCAAACAUCUCACCACAGAGGCCCAGAUCACAGAGACAACAAGCGCUAGCACCUCCUCUUUCAUGGCGCCUCCCACCACCAAGAUCUGCGACAAGGGGGCCGUGGUGGGCAGCGGGGCCGUGGCAGUGUGUUGGACAGCUGGACUGGUCGUGGCUGCCUAUAGUGUCCUCUUUAUUUAAUCUCCAUCUGUCCAUCCAUCGCAGCCCAGUGCAGACGCCUCCCCAUCGUCCACCACCGCCACCGCCCCCCGCCCUGCUGCCCCACUCCCGGGUUGAGUCUCUUAUCUCUUCGAUUUUGCACACAUUGAGGACGUAUCACGCUUCUCGCCAUCGCUUCGGAGGAGGACAGAGCCGCUGCCGUCCCCUGGGGAGCCGCAAAAUCCUCUCCCAGCCCGGAGCAAGGAGACCUUGCAAGGAGACAUCCCCGUCCCCCUUUGCCCAGCAAAGUGAAGCGAGCCUGGGCCCCGUGCCGCAGCUGAGGGCCCCACUCAUACAGCUAACCCCCCCACGCCAAAGACGUGCCUGCUGCCCCCCGCAGCGGUGCACCGAGAAAAGGGGAUAUGAAACAGGGGGGGUGGUGAGGGGAACGAUGCUCCAAGCUGUGUACCCCCUUAUGGCAAAAGGGGGUCCCCCAAGGACCGGACUUGCUCCCCUGAGCUCUCGACCUUGUGGCGAAGCUGGAGUGGUGCACAGGUCAGGGGGUCUUGGUCCCCUCCGAGGGGAUGAUGGAUGGGACAACUGGUGGCUUUCACAAGUGUGAUGGGGAGCAGGGAGCUGGCAGGGUUUUAGUGGAAAAAAAGGAAAUGAAACACCAAUAAAACCCUCCUGCCCCUUGCUGAGCACCUGGAGAGCUGUCCCUCCACCUCCUUCUCCGCAGCACCCUGCAGGAGCCUUUGCCACCCCCAACCCCACCCCAACAUCACCCCCAAACUUUUAACCAUAUUGGAUACAGGGAAUCACCCCCAUUGAUGUCUUUGUCUCAUUCUCCAACAAAAGCAGAAUAGCUCUGCUGUUGCCUUUAGAGCUGGAGCCCUGCAGACCUGUCCCCUGCUGUCCCCCGCUGUCCCCAGAUGUCCCUGUGCCUGCUCUGCUCUCCUCCCCAUCCUGCCCGAAGUCCUGUUUUGUAAAGACACCUCCUCUUGCCCCUGCCUGGACCCAAGCGCAGUAUUUAAUACCAUACGUCCUAGUAUUCCCACUGUUGACAUGCUGUAUUUGAAUUUUUUAUAGAUGUAUAUAUAUAAAAAAAAAAAAAGAAUCAAAAAAAAAGUAAUAGAGGGGAUAAAACUAAGCUCACACAGAGACAACGCACACAUGCACACACACACACAGACACACACACACACACACGCACCAGGAGAGACUGUCUUCAUUAAAUGUUCAUUUCAUGAUGA